GUGUACCAUUACAAUAGCAGGCAUGUCUGGCGAGUCUUCGCAUGAGCCCGCGUCGUACGCGCUCGAGAGCAUCCGCCAUCUGGGCAACCGCCUCGAUGCCAUCGAAGCAGCCCAGCGCGCGCGAGCGGACGAAGGCAUUGUGACGACGACGGCGAGAGCGGCUCCAGACGCGCGUGAUGCAUUCGACGAUAUUGCGUCUUCGGUCAACCUCGACUUGGCGCAGGCCAAGCACGUCCCCCAGCUCGAGAGCCUGCAAGGAUCGCUAAGGGCGCUGCAGGAAGCGAAAAGUACUGGACAAGUUCGUGGAGCAGGAGACCACGACGAGGCGGCGGAAUUGCUAGCCGUCGCCAAGGUGACGUAUGCUUCGUACGGCAUCGUCCUCGAUGCGCUCCUCCGGGAUGCCGAACGGGUCAACGACCAGGCGUGGUACUGGACAGAGGUGGAAGAAGAUCCCACGAGAACAGUUACCUAUCUGAUCCAGACUCUUCCCUCACGCAUCGUGAACCUGGUCCGCAUGACGAUCAGUGUGCUUUCAGAGACGGCCACGAAUGGCAUGGCCACAACACAGGAUGUGGCACAGCGUCGGAGACCAGUCAGCAUCGACGGUGAGACGCUGAAGCGAGCACUGCAGCUCCUUCGAAGCUCGCCCAAUCAUGUCGUUGGUGCUCUCUUUCCCCUCGCCGUCGACUCUUCUGCUGCUCCAUCCUCCCCUUUUCGAAGUGGCAUGCUUCAGGCGCAAGGAGCAGAUCAAGAGCAAGAGCAUGGGGAGACGGGGAAGCCGCAAAAGAAGAAAGGUGGCCUCCCGACUUCGCUACUUGUCUCAAGGGCACGGGCCUUUUCGCCCCUCGGCCUGACCAGGCACGAGGCGAGGACCAAGCGCUCGCAUCUCAUGCGGGAGAGGGACACCAUGGCCGAGAAGCUCGGCGCACUCGCCCUGGCCAUGCGAGCUGAUCAGCCCCAUUCUCCACCUGGGUCCCAGGUCGGCGACACGAGCGGCGUUGCCAUCGCUUCCAUUGGUGCAAAUCUGGACGCUCUGCGAGAGGAGUUGAGGAAGCGCAUACAGGACCUGCAGAAAGCCGUCGCGCUCGCUGGGGGUCCUGACGAGGCUGCUGAACUCUCUUUAUCAUCAUUGGCGACGGCAGAUGGCAUGGCUCGAAGCCUCGACGGAAUCCUGACGAGGUCCUUCACGACUCGACAGGCCUACGUUGCAUCCCUCCUGUCCCCCUCGCCAGUCGGUCUCGGCGUUCCGUCGCGCCUCGCUCGACUCUGGCCAACGCUCGUCCUGACGCCUCUGACCAUCCUCGUUGGUGGCCGCCUCAUCGUCCAGAGCUGGGACACCAUUGUAGCCAAGGCCUAUGAAUCCCGCGAGACGGUGCGCGCCUUUUUCGUCAACUGGGUCUACGAGCCCUGCAUCAAGCUCCUCGACACCAUCCGGCACGGCGAUGACCAGGAGGGCAUCAUCAUGACACGCGAGAGCCUCAACUCGGACCUGCGCUCCCUCGAGCGCAUGGUCACGUCGUUUGCCCAGGAAAAGUACCAUCUCCAGGGCGCUGAGCUCGAGGCGGUGGCGACCAAGGUGCGCGAAGGCGACCUGACGAACGUGCUCAAGAUCUACGAAGACGAGAUGCGCUCGCCGCUCCGGAGCGCGGUGGGCGGCUCCCUCAUCCGCUCGCUUCUCAUCCAGAUCCAAAAGGUCAAGGUCGACAUUGCCGUCGCAAUGCGUGGCGUGGACCAGCUGCUCAAGUCGCAGCAGCUCCUCUUUGGCGCCAUCGGCAUCGCGCCUGCCAUGGCGAUCCUGUACGUCGUGACCAACUACACCAAGGAGCGCGUCUCGAUUGCGCUGGGCCGAAAGGGCAAAGACGCCAGCCUGGGGACGAGGUUUCGGGCAUGGGAAGCCAUGCGGAGAAUCGACCGGCUCCUCGCUGGAGAGGGCGACGAAGGAGAGCAACAGGCUGGGGGAGACCAGGACGUGUCGGCGCUCACGCAGGGCCUGCUCCUUCUCGAUCUUGCUACGCUCCGGCGUGCCUCGCCCACGCUGCUUGCGAGCGUGUCAAAGGGCAGAAAGGCCACGGCGAAGCGUCUCAGAAGACAACUUCUGCAGGACAUCAGGGACCUCGAGCAGGGCGGAGGAAGCGGCAAAGGGGCAAACGUGGGCAGCGCAGUUGGUCUCAGCUGGCUUCGACGCAGAGCAGCCGUUGAUAGAAUGUGGAAGAGCUGGGGAGGAAUCUUGUCUCUGCCGAUGUAAAGAAACCCUACAAGUCUUCAAAAGUAGCACCCUCGCACCACUCUCAUGCAUUGCAAAUCUGUUGCCAUCCAAAUGCCUUGAUCGAUUGAUUAAAAAGAAGAGCCUAGCCAGCGUGAGCGAC
Acaromyces ingoldii is the source of this 2366-nucleotide messenger RNA. RefSeq names its product NCA2-domain-containing protein. Gene Ontology annotation, cellular component: mitochondrial outer membrane. The record is from RefSeq and is a predicted model, not a curated record. Bases 23 to 2245 code for a protein of 740 amino acids. NCBI's taxonomy places the organism in Eukaryota, Fungi, Basidiomycota, Exobasidiomycetes, Exobasidiales, Cryptobasidiaceae. The transcript has 2 exons.